GAGAGAGAGCUUCUGCCGGUGGAGUUCACGCCGAGGCAGACGCCAUGGGGAUUACUCGCAGCAGCAAGUGACAGCAGACUCUGAUGAAGCGUCUGAAGAGCAUUUGAGUCUUGCCUUUCAGCCGCGUCGUUAUUCUCUUCAUUCACCGGAACACCCCAACAGCUCCGCCGUGGCUGCUGCUAAUUUGGACGGCGUUUGCGGGUUUCGAGUUCAGACGAUAAGCGACAGGAUGUACCAUGAAGACAACACAAGUUUACAAAAGCCACGUUAUGGAACCAUUCAGGAUGAUGAGAGGCUGUCGGCAGAGGAGAUGGAUGAGAGGAGACGACAGAACAUCGCCUAUGAAUAUCUGUGUCACUUGGAGGAAGCCAAACAGUGGAUGGAGGCCUGUCUGGAGGAGGACCUGCCUAACACCACAGAGCUGGAGGAGGGACUAAGGAAUGGUGUAUACCUUGGCAAACUUGCCAAGUUUUUUGCCCCCAAAAUGGUGUCUGAGAAGAGAAUCUACGACAGAGACCAGGCGCGAUACAAGAGCACAGGACUGCACUUCAGACACACAGACAACACAGUGCAGUGGCUGAGAGCCAUGGAGUCAGUGGGGCUGCCCAAGAUAUUCUAUCCAGAAACGACAGAUGUGUAUGAUCGCAAAAAUAUGCCCAAGGUGGUAUACUGCAUACAUGCACUGAGUUUAUAUCUGUACAAACUGGGCAUUGCUCCACAGAUCCAAGACCUACUGGGGAAAGUGGCCUUCACAGAGGAAGAGAUCAGUAACAUGAGGAGUGAGCUGGACAAGUAUGGUAUCCAAAUGCCUGCCUUUAGCAAGAUAGGAGGCAUCCUAGCCAAUGAGCUGUCAGUUGACGAGGCAGCCUUGCAUGCUGCUGUGAUCGUCAUCAAUGAGGCAGUAGACAAGGGCCAGGCAUCUGUGACGAUGGGUGCCCUGAUGAAUCCCAAUGCUAUGUUAAGAAACACGCAGGAGCAACUUGCCCAGGACUACCAGGAUACAUUGAGCCGUUCUAAGGCACACAAAGAGGAUCAGUGCUCAGGCAGGCGCUCCUCCAUUGCUACAGAGGAAAGGGAUGUUUAUGAGGAGCUGCUGACUCAGCAAGAAAUCCAGAGCUGCAUUGACCUUGUCAACAUCCAAGCAGCCGUGAGGCAGGUGACUCAAGCAGUGUUAGCCCAGGAUGAGGCCUGUCUGCUGGCAGGGCUCAGGUUGAAGGCCCUGGCUCUGUUGGGUGUUGAGGAGGCCAAUUCCCACUGGUACUUGGAACACUUUACCGCCUAUUGCCAAGGUGAAGCCAAGGACGGUGGGCAGGCUGUGUUGCUGGAGCGGGAGGAGAUCCAGAGAGUUGUCAGCUCCUGUAAUGACUUUGCUGAGGCGGAGAAACGAAAACAUGUGGCAGUUGCAGCAAUCAAUAAAGCCAUUCGUCUCGGCAAUGCUGUGGAGACUGUUGAUCAGCUGAUGAACCCUGAGGCUCAGAUGCCAAUUGUCUACCAAACCGCUGCCAACCUCUACCAGGCUGAGCUUUUCAGUUUACAACUACAGGGGGGAUGGUCUGGUCUGAGCCAUGAGGAGCUGAGUGUGGCUGUGGAGAUGUUGUCUGCUGUAGCGGUGUUGAAUGAGGUUCUGGAUACCAAAGACCCCCAGGCUAUCACUGAGCAGCUAACUGAUUCUCCUCUAGGCUUUAGCAACAUGGAUCAGGACAACCUCAACAGGUACACUGACACUUUGAUUAAGCUGCGAGCUGAGGCCCUUGCUCAGGGCCAGGAGUUCCUAACCUGGAACGAUGUCCAGAAGUCCAUUGACACAGUCAACAUUCAGAUUCAUGAAGAACACGAGCGCAUCAUAGCCAUAGCUGAGAUCAACGAAGCCCUGAAUUCAGGUGAUCAGCAGCAGACCUUGGCUGCCCUGCUCCUCCCUACAGCGAAACUGACAGGCGUGAAGCCAGCAACAGCGAAACACUACCAGGAUGUCCUCCAGUACUCAAAGUUCCUCCUGUGCCAGAGCUCUGGGGAUGAGUCAGCUGUACUAUGGCUGGACCAGAUCCAAGAGGCCAUACACACAGCCAACCAGGAUGAAGAGGAGGCUCUCAUAUUGGCUGGAGCAGUAGCAGAAAUCAACAAAAUGGUAAAAUUGGGGGACUCCCAGAACACACUUCAGGCCCUCCAAGCUCCAGUUGCAGGACUGAAAGGGGUGCUUCCUGAAUGUGAUGAUGUGUACCAGAAUGAACUGGCCCUGAGACAGACAAAUGCUUCUACUACAGGUACCAGUGAGAGUGUGUGGGUGAGGCACCACAUCAACGACAGGUAUAACUACUACUACAACCUUGUAAGUAGAGGGGGGACCUGGGAGGAACCAGAGGGAUUUCAACACAACGGCAGCCAGCUCAGUAAAGAGGAAAUCCAGAACGUUGUCUCUGGUGUGACAGCAGAGUACAACAGGGGACAGUUAUGGUUGGCCAAUGAACCUCUGGUGACCCAGCUGCAGGCAAGGAUCAGAGGUUACCUGGUUAGGAAAAAGCACACCCAGAGAAUGGAGUAUCUACAGCAACAAGAGCCACACGUGGUCAAACUACAGGCUUGCUGGAAAGGGUAUAAACAGAGGAAGAUGUACAAAGAUAGAAUAAAUGUUUUGCAAAACAAUGUGGCUUCUGUUGUCAAGAUCCAGUCCUUCGUGAAAAUGUGGAGAGCCAAAAAUAAAUACAGUCAGCGGUUGCAGUACUUUAAAGAGCAUGAGAAAGACAUAGUGAAGAUCCAGGCUUUCUUGAAGGCCAACAAAGCCAGAGAUGACUACAGAACACUCACUGGGGCCCAGGACCCUCCUCUCUCAGUAGUACGUAAGUUUGUCCACCUGCUGGAGCAGAGUACCCUGGACUUGCAGGAGGAGCAGGAAGUGACACGACUCAGAGAGGAAGUGGUCACAAAGAUUCGCUCCAAUCAGCAAAUGGAGAAAGACUUGAACCUAAUGGAUAUCAAGAUUGGCCUUCUCGUGAAGAACAGGAUAACUCUGCAGGAUGUUGUAUCCCAUAAUAAGAAAAUGAAGAACAAGAAAAGUAAGAUGAGUAAAGAGGAGCUGGUCGGUGGGGACAAACUGGGAAUCAAGGGCCUGAGCAAAGGCAAAAGAAGGAAAUUGGAGGCGUACCAGCACCUCUUCUACCUGCUGCAGGUGAGACGCUCAUCUGGAGGUAGAAUGUUGUCUGCAGUGGCAACUAAUCCUUCCUACCUCGCCAAGCUGAUCUUCCAGAUGCCCCAAAACAAGUCUACAAAGUUCAUGGACACUGUGAUCUUUACAUUGUAUAACUAUGCCUCCAACCAGAGAGAGGAGUACCUGCUACUCAAGCUCUUUAAGACUGCCCUGGAAGAAGAGAUCAAGUCCAAGGUGGACCAGGUCCAGGAAAUAGUGACAGGGAACCCUACUGUCAUCAAGAUGGUGGUGAGUUUUAAUCGAGGAGCUCGGGGUCAUAACACGCUCAGGCAGCUGCUUGCCCCCGUGGUCAAAGACAUCAUUGAGAACAAGAGCCUCGGCAUCAACACAAAUCCUGUAGAUGUUUACAAAGCCUGGGUCAACCAAUUAGAGACAGCUACUGGGGAAGCCAGUAAGCUGCCCUAUGAGGUGACUCCCGAACAGGCCAUGUCACACGAGGAAGUUCGCAACAGACUGGAAGCCUCUAGCCUGGCUCUGCGGUCUGCCACAGACAAAGUUCUCAAUUCCAUUGUGUCUUCAUUAGAUAACAUUCCUUAUGGCAUGAGGUACAUGGCAAAAGUUCUGAAGAACAGCCUCCAUGAAAAGUUCCCAGAUGCCACAGAGGAUGAGCUGCUGAAGAUUGUCGGAAACUUGCUUUACUACCGCUACAUGAACCCAGCCAUCGUGGCACCUGACGGUUUCGACAUUAUCGAUUUUUCGGCUGGAGGACAGCUUCACUCAGACCAGCGCCGUAACCUGGGCUCAGUGGCAAAGAUGCUUCAGCACGCUGCUGCCAAUAAGCUGUUUGAGGGGGAGAAUGCACACAUGACACCAAUGAACAACUACAUCUCACAGACCUAUGAGAGGUUCAGGGUAUUUUUCCAAGCGGCCUGUGAUGUCCCUGAACCUGAGGAAAAGUUUAAUGUGGAUGAAUAUUCGGACAUGGUGACCCUUAGUAAGCCCAUCAUCUAUAUCUCGAUUGAGGAAAUCAUCAACACUCACUCGCUGUUGCUGGAGCACCUGGAGGCCAUCUCUCCUGACCACCAUGACCCGCUGCAGGAGCUCCUGCAGGACCUGGGAGACGCUCCUGAUGUGGAGGCGUUGCUCGGGGAAGGAGCGGUGGAUCCCAAUGACCCCAACAAAGAGAGUACCCUGAGCCAGCUAGCCAAGACGGAAAUCUCCCUCACCCUGACCAGCAAGUUUGAGCUGCUAGAAGGGGAUGACAAAGACUUGAAGACUCUAAUGACAAAGACUAAGAAGUUAAUCGUGGAUGUGGUUCGGAUCCAGGCCGGAGACUCUCUGCUAGUAACUCUGGAGACCCCAGCGACUACCCUACAGGAGACUGAGCAUGCUAAGAUUGUAGAGCGACGUGCAGUCCAGGAUGCCCAGACCCCAGAGGGUUUGAAGGCCAGCCAGGUGGUACUGGAGGACAGUCAGUUGCCUCUGGAGCAGAAGAAGAGAAAGAUCCUCAGGAACCUUCGUACCCUGGAGCAGGCUGGGUUCAUCACUGCUUGCAACAAGUACCAGGAUAUCAUCAAUGAUAUAUCAAAGGACAUACGCUACCAAAGACGCUACAGACAGAGGAGGAAGGCAGAACUCGUGAAGCUCCAGCAGACACUGAUGGCACUGAACUCCAAGACGGCAUUCUACCAGGACCAGAUGAACUAUUAUGAUACCUACAUCAAGACCUGCCUAGAUAACCUCAACAGGAAAAAUUCACGCAGGUCCAUCAAGCUGGACAGCAAAGGUGAGGAGAAGGGCAGUAAGAAGUGGAAACAGCAGUCUCUUAAGUACACGGCCGCCAGGCUCCAUGAGAAGGGAGUCAUCCUGGAAAUAGAAGGACUGCAGACAAACCAGUUCAAAAAUGUCAUGUUUGACAUCUCACCCAGUGAGGAAGUUGGGGAUUUUGAAGUGAAGGCUAAGUUUAUGGGAGUCGAGAUGGAAAAGGUCCAGCUUCAUUUCCAGGACCUCCUUCAGCUGCAGUACGACGGAGUAGCUGUCAUGAAGAUGUUUGACAAGGCCAAAGUGAAUGUUAACCUGCUCAUCUUCCUCCUCAAUAAGAAAUUUUAUGGCAAAUGAAGAAAGGACAAUAAGAGGAGAGGGGAGAGGAUUGUGCCUUCUGACAGAGUAGUGUGUGAAGAAAUUCAUAUUGGGGAAUGGUGCAAGGCUUACGUUUGCCCAGUGAUGAUUUGUCACUUUAAAGCACAACAAUCACCCGUCUGGUGAAGCCCACUGACAAUGUUUCCACUCACCUGGCAGUGAUUCCAUUGUUCACCUUAAACCAAAAUUAAAAGUCUAGCUAGUUUCGUAUAUUGUCUAAUUAAAUGUAUCAGUUUGUCUGUUUUUUCCACAGGGUGAUUGUACAUGGAAUAUAUUUUUAAUAAUUGUAAUAAUGUUUGUUUUAUUUGGAGACGAUGCUAGGAAAAAAAACCUUGUUACUGUUUUCUUGUAUAAAGGACAAAGUCUUGAUUAAAUCCCAAAUGAUGGAAUAUACAGAAGACUGGUUUUGCUAUGAGAUCUAAUGAGGGAGUUUGUAGUGACCUUCCAGCCCAGCUAACCUUCAUGGACCUCAGUGCAGCUUACCAGUGCCUUUUAUUCAGGACAUAUUCCAACACAGACAUUUUAAAAACUACAAUUGACUUUUCUUUGACUCUAUAUAUAUAUAUAUAUGUAUAUUUAUAUAUAUAUGUAUUACCAAAGUAUACAAUAUACAAAUGGAACAAAUUUUAAUGAGGUGCUAAAUAAAUCAUAAA
Molecule: messenger RNA, 5934 nt
Organism: Lampris incognitus (smalleye Pacific opah)
Lineage: Eukaryota; Metazoa; Chordata; Actinopteri; Lampriformes; Lampridae
Gene: iqgap2
Product: IQ motif containing GTPase activating protein 2
Exons: 38
Coding region: 230-5260 (1676 amino acids)
Biological process (GO): regulation of GTPase activity; regulation of actin cytoskeleton organization
Cellular component (GO): cytoplasm
Molecular function (GO): calmodulin binding; GTPase activator activity; actin filament binding
Source: RefSeq, a predicted model, not a curated record